Tetrahymena thermophila SB210 is the source of this 498-nucleotide messenger RNA. RefSeq lists its product as hypothetical. The record is from RefSeq and is a predicted model, not a curated record. The transcript has 3 exons. NCBI's taxonomy places the organism in Eukaryota, Ciliophora, Oligohymenophorea, Hymenostomatida, Tetrahymenidae.
AUGACAACCUUAAAUUUAAUCACAAAUAUUAAAUAAAUAGAAAAAUAUGAAGCUAAAGGUGACCAUUAAAUAUUACUGAAGGUAUUUAUAAUUCAAAGGUUUCUCUCAAAUUUAAUAAUGAAUUUAAAGAAUCAAAGUCAAUUAAUGUUUGAAAUAACUUAAUUAGCUUUUAGUACCAGAUUGUAAGCGAGAUAUUAAUUAUAACAGUUAAAUCACCUCAUCUAUUUUAAUUUUAAUCAGUCAAUCUCCUUCCUUCCUGGUCUGAUUGACAAUAUCUCAGUCUCAAAAUAAUGUUAUAAUAUUGGAUAAAAAGUUAAAAAGAAAAAUUUAUGUAAUCUAAAAUUUUUUUCUAUACUCGAAGAAAAAUGUAAUUUCUAUCAAGUGAAAAAAAAAAGUAAAAUUUUAAAGUUAUUUUCUUUAUUCAAAUACUUGAAUGUCAUUAAAUUUGGUUCGUUAAUGUUUAAAUUAAUUUCAUAUAAUUAAUGCAAAAAUACUUGA